Messenger RNA from Chrysoperla carnea, 544 nucleotides. RefSeq names its product fatty acid-binding protein, liver-type-like. Lineage: Eukaryota; Metazoa; Arthropoda; Insecta; Neuroptera; Chrysopidae. Gene Ontology annotation, biological process: fatty acid transport. Gene Ontology annotation, cellular component: cytosol; nucleus. The record is from RefSeq and is a predicted model, not a curated record. Gene Ontology annotation, molecular function: fatty acid binding. The transcript has 4 exons. Bases 75 to 461 code for a protein of 128 amino acids.
AAUUUCAGUAUUACUACAACCAUUCUUAUUGCUAUAAACAACUUGGAAUAUUUCAGUAAUCCUAAAACUUUAAAAUGGCCGGUUUAAAUGGAAAAUACGAACACAUCAAAAAUGAAAAUGUUCUUGAAUAUUUCAAAGGUGUUGGUGUAACUGAUGAAAUGAUCGAAAAAAUUGGAAAAUUACCAACAACCUUAGAAAUUACAAUAAGUGGUAAUUCUGUAACUUUAAAGAGUUCCAAAGGUACUACUUUUGAACUUGGUAAAGAAUUCGAGGACAAAAUGCCAACUGGUCAAGUAGCCAAGAGUGUUGCUACAUUGGAAGGAAAUAAACUUACCAUUAACUCAACACUUGAUGGCAAAAAAGGUGCCCGAUCAUACGAAACCACCGCUGAUGGACUUUUAGUCACCCUUACCGCUGAAGAAACUCCAAUUGUUGGCAAAAGAUACUACAAAAGAGUUUAAAUUUCUCAUAAACUAUUUUUGUAAUUAUUUAAAAUAUUUUGUUAUAAUUUUUAUAAUGUUUUAAUAAAAAUUAAUUCAAAGCA